Molecule: messenger RNA, 480 nt
Organism: Molossus molossus (Pallas's mastiff bat)
Lineage: Eukaryota; Metazoa; Chordata; Mammalia; Chiroptera; Molossidae
Product: AP-3 complex subunit sigma-1-like
Exons: 2
Coding region: 1-480 (159 amino acids)
Biological process (GO): Golgi to vacuole transport; intracellular protein transport
Cellular component (GO): intracellular membrane-bounded organelle; AP-3 adaptor complex; membrane coat
Source: RefSeq, a predicted model, not a curated record
AUGAUCAAGGCAAUUCUCAUCUUCAACAACCAUGGGAAGCGGGAGCUCUACGAGUUCUACCAGCCUUACAGUGAAGAUACACAACAGCAAAUCAUCAGGGAGACAUUCCAUUUGGUAUUUGAAAGAGAGGAAAAUGUUUGUAAUUUCUUAGAAGGAGGAUUAUUAAUUGGAGGAUCUGACAACAAACUGAUUUAUAGGCAUUAUGCAACAUUAUAUUUUGUCUUCUGUGUGAAUUCUUCAGAAAGUGAACUUGGCAUUUUAGAUCUAAUUCAAGUUCACAAUAUUCUUGCAGAAAUGAUGAAUGAGAUCGUUACACAAAACGAUGCACAAAAUAAAUUAGACAAAUCUGAGGCUGGCAUAGCAGGAGCACCAGCCCAUGCUGUAUCAGCUGUAAAGAAUAUGAAUCUUCCUGAGAUCCCAAGAAAUAUUAACAUUGGUGACAUCAGUAUAAAAGUGCCAAACCUGCCCUCUUUUAAAUAA